Messenger RNA from Daktulosphaira vitifoliae (grape phylloxera), 3048 nucleotides. It is a transcript of the gene Top1, whose product is annotated as DNA topoisomerase I, mitochondrial. The record is from RefSeq and is a predicted model, not a curated record. The coding region runs from base 304 to 2547 and encodes 747 amino acids. Gene Ontology annotation, cellular component: chromosome; nucleolus. Gene Ontology annotation, molecular function: DNA topoisomerase type I (single strand cut, ATP-independent) activity; DNA binding. Gene Ontology annotation, biological process: DNA topological change; chromosome segregation; DNA replication. NCBI's taxonomy places the organism in Eukaryota, Metazoa, Arthropoda, Insecta, Hemiptera, Phylloxeridae. The transcript has 4 exons.
UCUCUGACGUACUACCUCUGAUCCCUCUUUGUCGUUAUACCUAUGCGUAAAAUUUUACAAGUCCAAAUCACCAUCGUUCGUUAUUGCUGAGUUCUGGAAGCGGCUUCGACUAUGUUUUCCACGUCGUCUGUGAGAAAUAUGUGUGACCGUCUUAGAUAUUUUAUGUAGUGUUAUUUUAUAUUUGUAUUUUUACGUUUAAAUAACGUAUAGUCAAUAAAAAUUUGAAGUUUGAAGUGUACCCACAUCCGCUACGGACACGAGUACGACCAACAUUUUUGUAUCCACGUGAAGAUUAAAGUUAACAUGGCUGAAGACCGAGAGUUCAGUGAUCGAAAACAUGAAAAGUCAAAAAAACGUGAUAGGGAACAUGAAAAAAAUGGUGUUAAUAAGAAAGAAAUCAAACGGGAGUACCAUGAUGACCGUUUUGACUCUGGUUAUAACUCCCAAAUUAAGAGAGAGUAUGAAUUAGGAAAUAGCAUCAAAGAAGAAAAUUUUUCCGAUAAUGAAGAUGACACAUUUUCCAGUCGCAAAAGAAAAUAUAGUGAUAAUUUUGUUAAGGAAGAAAAUCUAUCUGAAGAUGAUAUACCAUUAUCCAGUCGAAAGCGUAAACACUCAGCUAGUAGUGAAGAUGACAUUCCCCUGAGCGCUAGAACAAAGCAUAUUAAAAAAGAACACAGUAGUAGUCAUAAAAAACAUAAAAAAGACAAAGAACAUAAAAGUAAACAUAAAGAAAAAGAUAAAAAUCAUUCUUCAUCUAAAGAUUCCUCAAAACAUAAAAUUAAAAAGGAAAAUAAUACAUCACAAAAGGAAACUCCCAUUAAAAGUCCGUCCAAAAAGAAGAAAGAAGAAGAACAAGAGGUUUGGAAGUGGUGGGAAGAAGAAAAAAAAAAUGAUGGUGUAAAAUGGAAAUUUUUAGAACAUAAAGGUCCAGUAUUUGCUCCUGACUAUGAACCAUUACCAAAAAAUGUGAAGUUUUACUAUGAAGGUAAAUGUGUUCAAUUGUCUGAAUCUGCAGAAGAAGUUGCAACAUUUUAUGCCAAAAUGCUUGAGCAUGACUAUACUACCAAAGAAGUGUUUAAUAAAAACUUCUUUAAAGAUUGGCGUAAAUGUAUGACACCCAAAGAGAAAGAAUUAAUAACUGAUUUAUCAAAGUGCAAUUUUAAAGAAAUGAAUCAAUAUUUUACUCAAAAAUCUGAAGAACGUAAAGCAAUGAGUAAAGAAGAAAAAAAAAAAAUAAAAGAGGAAAAUGAAGCCAUUCAAAAAGAAUAUGGGUUUUGUACUAUUGAUGGCCAUAAAGAAAAAAUAGGUAAUUUUAAAAUUGAACCUCCUGGUUUGUUUAGAGGCAGAGGGGAGCAUCCUAAAAUGGGAAUGUUAAAAAAAAGAGUGGUACCUGAAGAUGUUUUGAUUAACUGUAGUGAAGAUUCUAAUAUACCUAAACCUCCUGCUGGUCACAAAUGGAAAGAAGUAAAACAUGAUAGUGCAGUAACAUGGCUUGCAAGUUGGAUUGAAAAUGUUCAAGGUCAAGUUAAAUAUGUAAUGUUAAAUCCUUCAUCAAAACUAAAGGGUGAAAAAGAUUGGCAAAAAUAUGAGACUGCUAGAAAAUUAGCUAAGUCAAUUGAUAAAAUUAGAGAAAACUAUAUUACUGAUUGGAAAUCCCGAGAAAUGCAUGUUAGACAGCGAUCAGUUGCUUUGUACUUUAUUGAUAAAUUGGCAUUGAGAGCUGGUAAUGAAAAAGAUGAAGACCAAGCAGAUACUGUUGGUUGUUGUUCCUUACGUGUAGAGCAUAUUCAAUUACAUGAAGAACUUAAUGGAAAAGAAUAUGUUGUUGUAUUUGAUUUCUUAGGUAAAGAUUCAAUAAGAUAUUACAAUGAAGUGCCUGUCGAAAAAAGAGUGUUCAAGAAUUUGAAAAUUUUUAUGGAAAACAAAAAAGGCAGUGAUGAUCUUUUUGAUAGGUUGAACACAUCAAUAUUGAAUCAACAUUUACAUGAACUAAUGGAUGGUCUUACUGCUAAAGUAUUCCGUACGUUCAACGCUUCAUGGACUUUACAACAGCAAUUAGACAAAUUAACAGAUCCUAAUGUUUCUGUAGCUGAGAAAAUAUUACAAUACAAUCGUGCCAAUCGUGCUGUUGCUAUAUUGUGUAACCAUCAAAGGGCUAUUCCAAAAACCCAUGAAAAAUCAAUGGGGAAUCUUAAAGAAAAAAUACAAAACAAAAGAACUCAGGUUAAAGAAGCUAAAGAGGCAUAUAAACAAGCUAAACGAGAUGCAAAAGAUGGUAGUGUGCACUCUCAAACCCAAUUAGAAAAAAAGAAAAAAGCAUUAGAACGAAUGAAAGAACAGCUAACCAAACUAGAAGUUCAAGAGACUGAUAAAGAAGAAAAUAAGACAAUUGCUUUGGGUACGUCCAAAUUGAACUAUUUGGACCCACGUAUUUCUGUAGCCUGGUGUAAGAAAUUUGAUGUUCCUAUUGAAAAAAUUUACAAUAAAACGCAAAGAGACAAAUUUAGAUGGGCUAUUGACAUGGCAGGACCAGAUUAUGUAUUUUAAUAUUGAAUGUGUGAAUUGUCUACAUAGUAACAAUUGAAUGGUAUACUUUUUACUUUAUUAUCCCUUUUCCCUAUUUUUUUUUUACAGUAUUUUGCUUGAUAAAUCUGAGUUCAUCAUAACUAUUGGAUAGUACCAAUUUUUAUUGAGUGCCUUUUUUAUCAUUGCAAAUAUGUUUUAAAAAUUUAGCAGUGACUUAAUUAAAACCUGUAUGUAUAUUAUUUUUUUUUUACAAUUAUUCUUUCAUUUAAUUUUUAUUUCUUGUAGUGUCCGUUUAAAACAAAUAUAAAUUUGUAAGCAUAUUUUUUAUGUGCUAGGCCUUAGCUUAUUUUCUACCUUAAAUUUAUAUUUGAUUGUAAAUUGUGAUAAUUUUCUGAAAAUACAGUUGAUAGUAUUUUGUAAAAAAAAAAAAAAAUCAACACAAAAGAUAAGAAUUGUCAUUUUAAUUAUUUUUUAAUUUAAUUCUAAUUUUGUUUACUACUUUACUUAACAAAUUACUGUUUU